Messenger RNA from Spodoptera litura, 534 nucleotides. Lineage: Eukaryota; Metazoa; Arthropoda; Insecta; Lepidoptera; Noctuidae. The record is from RefSeq and is a predicted model, not a curated record.
UUUUGGUGUUUAGUUGGACUAUUGGUACAGUUUACAGAAAUGAUGGGUGGUACUGACAUAUUGCGGGUUGCGGUCAUCGCUACCUUGAUUGCUUGGUGCACUGCUUAUCCUCACAGGGGACUUUACGGCAACAACAAUUACAACAACAACGAUGCAAAUCUCGACUAUGCGUACAGAAACUCGCUGUCUAAUGGCCUGAACAACAACAACCUGCGUUCAAAUCUGAAUAAUCUGAACAAUCUCUCCAGACGACAAGCAGCAGCAGCGCUUGGCUCAGCUCCAAUCCGGCCUCCGACAGCAGAUGAACUUAAAUAUCUUCCGAUAGUCCAUAGCCGACAGUUUGACGAGAUUGACGCGUCACACAUCCCCAUCGGAGGGAGGAGGUCUUGAGACGACUACCCCCUCGUUCCCCGCAAUUUACUGUAAACAAAAGAAUCCAGCUACCGUCCUAUUUACAAACCGUUAGUCCACAAUUCCAUAUAACUGUCUUCGCUCAGAACUCUGUGAUUGGCUAAUAAAACAUUUCAUUUGUUA